AUGGAUAUUGAUGACAAAAAAGACAUGUGCAGUCCUUGUAUAUUCAAAAGUAAAACAAAAGAAGCUUCAAGUUGGUGUGUUGACUGUAAAGAGCCUCUAUGUGUUAGCUGUUAUGAAAACCACUUUGCACAUAUAUCAUCAAAGGACCAUCAUGUUAUACCAGUAGAAGGGAUCCACCUGCUAAAAUCACUAUAUAUACAUCCUGAUGACCAUUGUAAAGAUCAUAAUAAAGAAAAAGACUUAUAUUGUUCCUCACAUAACGAGAGGAUAUGUUUUACAUGCACACAGACUACUCAUGACAAAUGUGAGCCAGCUGUCCAAAUGAGUGAAGUCUCUAAGAACGCCAAGAGUUCAUCAUUCGUUUCAGAAUUAGAAAACAAUGUGAUUGUCGCCAUUGAAGGAUUAAAAGACAUUAUAAAAGAUCGAGAAAUCAAUAAAAAAGAACUUGAAAACCAAAGGACUGAAAUCGUAGAAACUGUUAAAGAUAUUAGAAAAUGCAUUAAUGCUCAACUUGACCAGUUAGAAAAGAAAGUUACUGACGAUUUAAAUGAAAAAUUCGAAAAAUAUAACUUGGAAAUCGAUAAGACUGUCCAUUUCCUUAACGAUCAUUUAAAUGGAUUUAAAAAAAUACACAAAAACAUAAAUGUUUUGAAAGAAUAUGCGUCAGAUACACACACUUUUAUAGGCGCAAGAGCCCUCGAGAAAGAUCUUUAUUCCGAAGAAGUAAUGGUAACAUCGUUUUUAACAAAAAUUCAAAGCAUUAGCAUUGACAUCAAAAAGAAUCAAGACAUAUUUGUUACGUGUGGGAAUCUAACGUCAUUCGGGGAUGUUCAAGUUAUUAAAGAAGAUAAUGAUUACAGUAUUUUUAAGACAAUCAAGGGCCAAUAUCCUGUAAACGUUGAAUCAAAAAAUAUUUCUAAAUUUAUCAAAGCUUUGGAAAUCAAAAUACAAUCAGGAAGCAUUAUAGAAAAUUGUGCCAUACUUCCAAACAAACAGAUGAUUUUUGUAGAUUCACGUGCUGUUAAUAAAAGAUUAAUUCUUGUCAAUGAAGACGGUACUUUUGAUCGCAAUAUCAAAUUGACCAGUAGGCCAUUUGAUAUCGCCGUGCUUGGCAAUGACAAAAUUGCCCUGAGUUUUCCAUGGAGUGCACGCAAAAGAAUCGAAAUAACCAAUACAACCAAUGACCGAUCGGAACACGAAAUCUUUUUCAAAAAUAUGUGUUAUGGUAUGUCCUACUUUAAAGGUAGACUGUUUGUUAUCGUCAAGAACGAAGGGAUUUUGAUUAUGGACUUGGGUGGACAGUUAUUUUCUUCGUUACCGAUUGAAGGUGAAGGACUAUUUCAUAUUCACGUUACAAAUGACAGACUAUACUGUUCGGACAAUUGCAAUGACACAGUACAGUGUUAUGAUUUAAAAGGAUGUGCUGUCUGGACACAUACACAUUCAAAUUUGAGAUCACCAAGGUCUAUUUCAUCGAACGAAAAUUACAUUUUUAUAGCAGGGUGUAAGUCAAAUAAUAUUGUGUCUACAAACUUGAACGGGGACAUUGCCAAAGUAAUUUGUAACAGCUACCAUGGGAUUAAGGAUCCGACAAGUGUAUUUGUUGACACACAUCACCUUUUAAUAUGCAAUGGUAAAAAUUCUAAGGCAUUUUUAUACAAGAAAAAUUAA
Molecule: messenger RNA, 1671 nt
Organism: Mytilus trossulus (common blue mussel)
Lineage: Eukaryota; Metazoa; Mollusca; Bivalvia; Mytilida; Mytilidae
Exons: 1
Coding region: 1-1671 (556 amino acids)
Molecular function (GO): zinc ion binding
Source: RefSeq, a predicted model, not a curated record